AUGUCGCAGCGAAGAGAACAGCCUCGAGAGGAGAGCUCCACGAGCUCUGCAAUCAAGGCUGCGUUUCAGGGGAUAGCUAUCUUCGCUCUCUCCCAGUUCGUUAUUCAAAGACUCUUCCCUGCUAAGCCACAAGCAGCCAAUGUGCCGGGUGCAAGAUCGUCAACUAUUCCCGCGUGGACGGACCGACCCGACCAAGGCACCAUUACGAAUGCUACACUAAUCCCGCAGCACAUCGGCCCAAUGUGGGAACGAAACAGUGGUUUAGACAUUAAUAUUUUUGUCUCGCCAUACAUCACGCUACCGGCCCUUAACAAGGUGCCGAAAGAUAUGAAAGUUUUGGAAGAAAAAAACUUCAUUGUUGGUGACUGGAACGAGCGCAGGGAGGUGACAGCUCAUAUAGCUGUACCCAAGGAGGUUCAAAACAAUGGCACGCUGUGGGCCCAUUUCUACAUUGCUCUUACGGGACAUCAGCUUGAUCCAACAAAAAGUGACUAUAGCGCAGACACCGCUUUCCAUUUCAUUCGGCCUUUAAAUCAAUACCUCCCUAAAAAAAAGGUGAAGAAACUGAGAAAUCUUCUUGAUUCUGCCGAUGAAAUAAAGCCAGUGGAAGAGGCUCAAAAAAAGGUACAAUUUGGAUCGUAUUACCAUCCAAAUCUCACACUCUCGGUGAUUCCUGAUAGUAAUAUCCUGAAUUACCAAGCAAUGCACCCUGGUGUUCGCCAAUUUAUUCAGUUAGAACGAACGAAUGCAAGAGAUUCGUCUGGACAGAAUGGCUGGUAUUACCCGAUCAUUUUUGCCAACACCUUUUGGCAAUUACAAAGCCAUAUGACUGAACUGAAUUCCACCGUUCAAACACUUCCGCUCCGGAUCUCCCUCAACAACCUGAAAAAUUGGAAAUUUAGCAUGUAUGCUAGCGUUGAUGAGAAUAUGAAGCAAACUCAACGCCAAGCUGCCAUGGGAGGCCCUAUGCCUGCCGGAACCGAUGGAAGCGAGUUUGAAAUGUUUAAGGAAGUGCUCCUUGACACCAACAGCUAUCUUCUAGCAACUACAGGCAUCGUGAGCGUCCUGCACAUGAUUUUUGAAACGCUUGCGUUCAAAAACGAUAUUGCUCACUGGCGCCAGAAAAAGGACGUGGUGGGCACGUCUCUCCGAACCAUCCUUGCCAACAUCUUCAUGCAAGCUGUGAUUCUCUUAUACUUAAUGGAUAAUCGCGAGGGCACGUCUUGGAUGAUUCUUGCAGGCCAAGGGUUUGGAAUUGCGCUUGAGGCUUGGAAGAUCACAAAAACCGUCAAUGUCCGCAUUCGAAGACCCAACCCCGAGUCUUUUUUCUCUUUUUUGCCAUAUCAUAUUGUUUUUGAGGAUAAGCAUAAGCUCAGUGAGACGGAACAGAAAACUAAAGAGUAUGACGAGAUUGCGUUCAAGUGGCUCUACAUCAUUGCCGUGCCAUUAUUGAUUGCAUAUGCAAUCUAUAGUCUUGUGUACGAGAGCCAUAAAUCAUGGUACUCGUUUGUUAUUGAGACUCUAGUUGGCAGCGUCUAUGCCUAUGGUUUUUUGAUGAUGGUCCCAAGCCUUUAUAUUAAUUAUCGUCUCAAGUCCGUCGCUCAUAUGCCAGGAAAAGCACUCAUGUACAAGUUUCUAAACACGUUCAUCGACGACCUCUUUGCGUUCACUAUCAAAAUGCCGACCCUUCACCGUCUGGCAACUCUCAGAGAUGAUGUGAUCUUUUUUAUCUGGCUAUACCAGAGCUGGAAAUAUAAGAUUGACUAUAAGAGAGUUAAUGAAUUUGGGCAGGGUGGCGAAGAGGGUAACGACGCUGAACUCAAGGGGGAAAAUCAGACUAAAGGCACAAGUAGUACAGAAAAGGACAGCCUUACGGUAGCGGCUACCUCUGCAUCCGCCCCAUCGCCUCCAUCUGCUUCACCCAAAAGGUCGACCCGAAAGCGAAAGUAG
Molecule: messenger RNA, 1950 nt
Organism: Ophidiomyces ophidiicola
Lineage: Eukaryota; Fungi; Ascomycota; Eurotiomycetes; Onygenales; Onygenaceae
Exons: 4
Coding region: 1-1950 (649 amino acids)
Cellular component (GO): endomembrane system; membrane
Source: RefSeq, a predicted model, not a curated record